AUGACGAGAAAGAAGCACGAAGCAGCUAGAGGUCCGGCGACUUCGGAUCAAUUGCAGGCAAAGGAAGGGAGUUCUGGUGGUCGACGAGGCCGAAGGAAUGAAGGCGUCGCAAGCAGCGAUAACUUCAGAGCAGGUGAGGUUUCCAGAGGUUUUGCUCGACCGGAGAAGGGGAGAUGUGCGAGUGGUUCCGAUGGGGCCGAUGAGAAGGAAAAAGUGGAAAAGGCUUCGGUCUCGGUGGUGAUCGAUGAGCAAGAUGGAGAGGGACGGCCUCCCUCCGAUGAUUGCAGGGGUUUUUCAAUUUUAGAAAUGGAAAUUGAUGAUCUUCCAUUUUGCUGGAAAACACAACUACCAGGGGUUUCAAUGAAGAUUUAUAACACGUUUUCUUUAGAGUGUAGUUUUGCAUUAGCCUUGUGUGUAGUUUUUGUAUAA
This is a messenger RNA of Lactuca saligna, 429 nucleotides long. NCBI's taxonomy places the organism in Eukaryota, Viridiplantae, Streptophyta, Magnoliopsida, Asterales, Asteraceae. The record is from the annotation of a GenBank genome assembly.